Molecule: messenger RNA, 2025 nt
Organism: Aspergillus nidulans FGSC A4
Lineage: Eukaryota; Fungi; Ascomycota; Eurotiomycetes; Eurotiales; Aspergillaceae
Product: arrestin-like protein artD
Exons: 5
Coding region: 196-2025 (609 amino acids)
Source: RefSeq, a predicted model, not a curated record
CUUCCGUAUAUUUUCUGUAGUUCGUCCCGAUUUGCCAACAGUUUCUCUUUCCGCAUCUUUUUACCCCACAGGAAGUUGGUAGCAGACUGCACAGGAUUUCUGAGAGAUAGUCUGCCCGUGUUGAGCUUGUGGCGUGAAUGAAAUCGCUCUGAGGCUGGACCAUCCUCCGCUUCCGCCAGUACUCCGAACAACGCCAUGUCGGUUGCUAUCCACCUAGACCGGCCGCACAAACAUCUCACCAACCUCGACUACCUCACUGGAAAGGUUAUCCUCUCUCUGCAAUCUGAGACUUCGGUGGCCGGUAUCCAGGUCAAAUUAGAGGCAGAGAGUCGCACGCGACUUGCUGGGCCCAAGUACCCGCAUAAUGAGCACUCAGACAAGAAACGCACAGAGCUUGAAGUCCACAAGCUUCUGUAUAAGGUAACAGACCUCUUUCCAGACCCAGCGCUGGUCAGUACUCAAUCGUCUCCUACUACUGCCUGGACAUUCGCCCCAGGUAGAUAUGAGUAUCCCUUCCAGUUCAAGUUUCCAUUCAAUAAUUCGUGCAACCUGCACAACAGCAUGCUCACCAAUCUCAAUAUUUCUGGGCUCAAGGUUGAAAUGGCCAAGCAGGCGAAUCGUCAUGUGAAACGAACUCUUCCUCCAUCCCUGUCAGGUUUUCCGGGCAUGGCCGAAAUAAAGUAUUAUGUGAAAGCUACCGUUGUUCGUCCUCAGUUCUACAAAGAGAACCUUCGAGCAAUCACUAACCUGACUUUUCUUCCUAUCGAGCCGCCAAGGACGGGUAAUCCCAGGGAAGAAGCGUAUGCAAGACGGCAACAUCAGUUCGCUAGCGGCCCGACACCAUCGCCAAAAAGUCUGUUUCACAGGAGUUCAAAAGCAUCUUUAAGGGAUCUUGAAGCGACAUCUCUCCGCGUUUCGGCUGAACUACGUCUACCGAACCCUUCGAUUCUCACCUGCAAUGAGCCCAUCCCAAUGCGUAUUCUGGUCAAAAAGUUGUCUGAAUCAUUUGAGACUGUCUUCUUGCAGAUGCUACAGAUUGAGUUGCUAUCUUAUACCUAUAUUCAGGCGCAAGAUCUCAAACGAACAGAGACAGGCUCUUGGGUGAUCAUGAGUCGUAGCAAUAUGGCGAUGUCUCUUGGGAGAGGUGGUGAUCCAGCAGGCACUGAGUGGAGCGUUGACUCUAGUCUAUGGAACCGCUUGCCCUUACCUCCUUCAGUUGCUCCAUCCUUUCAAACGUGCAACAUCUCGAGGAGCUACGAGCUUGAGGUACGGGUUGGAUUAGCUCACGGCACGGUAGGGAACUUGAAAUCACAACUGAUCAUCCUCCCUCUGAGGGUGCCUGUUCGAGUAUAUUCUGGAGUCGCCCCGCCAGCAGCAUUGCUAGAGGCAAUGGCGACAAAUACGCAAGAUAAGCCUAAGCGUCCCAUUCUCACACCAAGCUCGCCGUGGACAGAAGAUACGGAGCGACCACCAAUACCCCCAAGGCCAACUGCGGCUCUGGCCCCCAUCAACUCAGACGAAUUCCAGGAGGAAGCUCCUCCAAGUUACGAGGAUGCGAUGGCUGAAACUCUGAGUCCUUUGGAAGGCCCUCGUCGCGAGUAUUACCCACCAGAUGCUUCUUCUUGUUCUUCUUCUUUCAGAUCCACCGUUGAACCCGGAGCUGAUGCAAAGUCGCCAGUUGGAGGAGCCCCUAGGACGUCCGGCGGAAUCUAUGGCAACCCAGGAGCGAACUCGUCUUCCGAAUCAUUCGAUAUGCUCCCUUCAUCACCUCCAGAGUCUCGGUCAGGGUCACCUCUGGGGCCCCCCGUUGCCCGGCAGCAGAGUGUACUCAAGAUCCACAAGGCGCCACUUCCGGUGGAAGACAGCCCUCCUCAGUACCGGCUGGUAGCUGAAAACCCGCAACCGGCCCAAGGACAGGAUUCACAAAGACAAUCGCGACGAAUGAACCUUGGAGUACCCAGCAGGAAACCAGUACCAAGUCCGAGCCGAGCUAACACGCAAGCUAAUACGCAGGCGAAACCCUGA